Messenger RNA from Ceratotherium simum simum (southern white rhinoceros), 2035 nucleotides. RefSeq names its product leucine rich repeat and Ig domain containing 4 (gene LINGO4). Gene Ontology annotation, molecular function: protein binding. The record is from RefSeq and is a predicted model, not a curated record. Lineage: Eukaryota; Metazoa; Chordata; Mammalia; Perissodactyla; Rhinocerotidae. Gene Ontology annotation, cellular component: plasma membrane.
GGGAUGGCUGCGGCCACAGCUCCAAAGCAAGCCUGGCCCCCGUGGCCCCCCCUCCUUUUCCUGCUCCUCCUGCCUGGAGGGAGCAGUGGUGGCUGCCCUGCUGUGUGCGACUGCACCUCUCAGCCCCGGGCAGUGCUCUGCGCACACCGGCGACUGGAGGCUGUACCUGGGGGACUCCCGCUAGAUACUGAACUCCUGGACCUGAGUGGGAAUCGCCUGUGGGGGCUUCAGCGGGGAAUGCUCUCCCGCCUGGGUCUGCUCCAGGAACUGGAUCUCAGCUACAACCAGCUGUCCAUCCUUGAGCCUGGGGCCUUCCAUGGCCUACGAAACCUACUCACCCUGAGGCUGCAGGGCAAUCGGCUGCGAAUCAUGGGGCCAGGGGUCUUCUCGGGCCUGUCUGCCCUGCUGCUGCUGGACCUCCGCCUCAACCAGAUUGUCCUCUUCCUCGAUGGAGCUUUUGGGGAGCUGGGCAGCCUGCAGCAGCUGGAAACUGGGGACAACCACCUGGUGUUUGUGGCUCCAGGAGCCUUUGCGGGGCUGGCCAAGCUGAGCACCCUCACUCUGGAGCGCUGCAACCUCAGCACGGUGCCUGGCCCGGCCCUGGCCCGUCUCCCAGCACUGGUCGCCCUAAGACUUCGAGAACUGGAUAUUGGGAGGCUGCCGGCAGGGGCGCUACAGGGGCUGGGGCAGCUAAAGGAGCUGGAGAUCCACCACUGGCCGUCUCUGGAGUCCCUGGAGCCUGGGAGCCUGGUUGGGCUCAACCUCAGCAGCCUGGCCAUCACCCGCUGCAAUCUGAGCUCAGUGCCCUUUCAAGCACUGCACCACCUGAGCUUCCUCAGGGUCCUGGAUCUAUCUCAGAACCCCAUUUCAUCCAUCCCAGCCCGAAGGCUCAGUCCCCUGGUGAGGCUCCAGGAGCUACGACUGUCGGGGGCGUGCCUCACCUCCAUCGCUGCCCACGCCUUCCAUGGCUUGACUGCCUUCCACCUCCUGGACGUGGCGGAUAACGCCCUUCAGACACUAGAGGAAACAGCCUUCCCUUCUCCAGACAAACUGGUCACCCUGAGGCUGUCUGGCAACCCCCUGACCUGUGACUGCCGCCUCCUCUGGCUGCUCCGGCUCCGCCGCCGCCUAGACUUUGGCACGUCCCCCCCUGCCUGUGCUGGCCCACAGCAUGUCCAGGGGAAGAGCCUGAGGGACUUUGCAGACAUCUUACCUCCAGGGCACUUCACUUGCCAACCAGCCCUGAUCCGAAAGUCAGGGCCACGCUGGGUUGUUGCAGAGGAGGGGGGGCAUGCUGUUUUCUCUUGCUCUGGAGAUGGAGACCCAGCCCCCACUGUCUCCUGGAGGAGGCCUCAGGGGACUUGGCUGGGAAGGGCUGGGAGAGUAAGGGUCCUAGAGGAUGGGACGCUGGAGAUCCACACGGUACAGCUACAGGAUAGAGGGGCCUAUGUCUGCGUGGUCAGCAAUGUGGCUGGGAAUGACUCCCUGAGGACCUGGCUGGAAGUGAUCCAAGUUGAACCACCAAAUGGCACUCUCUCUGACCCCAACGGCACCAUGCCAGGGGUCCCAGGGCCUUUCUUCCUGGAUAGCAGAGGCAUAGCUAUGGUGCUAGCAGUCGGCUUCCUCCCUUUCCUCACCUCAGUGACACUCUGCUUUGGCCUCAUUGCCCUCUGGAGUAAGGGCAAAGGCCGGGUCAAACAUCACAUGACCUUUGACUUUGUGGCACCUCGGCCCUCUGGGGAUAAGAACUCUGGGGGUAACCGGGUCACUGCCAAACUCUUCUGACCUUUCCUUCCACACUGUGGACCCAACCAAGCGAGCUUCAGAUACAAAAGGGGAGGAGAACCAAGACCACUUGGACCAGAACCUAGUCUCAAGUUGCACAGAUCUCUCACACCUCCUGCCUGCAUCGUGCCAGCAGCUAAUGAUGCCUCCUGAGAGAGUCUGCCUCCUCGUGCUUUUGCAGUUUGAGGAUAAGCAUUGUCAUCUCUUCCCUGAGAGUCCAGGAAGCUGAAGACGUGGACCCUGUAGUCAA